AGCGAGAGCCCUUGGGCCCUGGGGCUGCUGCGCACCUUCGACGCGGGCGAGUUCGCGGGCUGGGAGAAGGUCGGCUCGGGCGGCUUCGGGCAGGUGUACAAGGUGCGCCACGUCCACUGGAAGACGUGGCUCGCCAUCAAGUGCUCGCCCAGUCUGCACGUCGACGACAGGGAGCGCUUGGAGCUUUUGGAAGAAGCCAAGAAGAUGGAGAUGGCCAAGUUCCGAUACAUCCUGCCUGUGUAUGGCAUUUGCCGCGACCCUGUUGGCCUGGUCAUGGAGUUCAUGGAGACGGGCUCCCUGGAGAAGCUGCUGGCCUCCGAGCCAUUGCCGUGGGACCUGCGCUUCCGCAUCAUCCACGAGACGGCGGUGGGCAUGAACUUCCUGCACUGCAUGUCCCCACCGCUGCUGCACCUCGACCUCAAGCCCGCGAACAUCCUGCUGGACGCGCACUACCACGUCAAGAUUUCUGACUUUGGGCUGGCCAAGUGCAACGGGCUGUCCCACUCACACGACCUCAGCAUGGACGGCCUGUUCGGGACCAUCGCCUACCUGCCUCCAGAGCGCAUCCGAGAGAAGAGCCGGCUCUUUGACACCAAGCACGACGUGUACAGCUUCGCCAUCGUGAUCUGGGGCGUGCUGACGCAGAAGAAGCCAUUUGCAGAUGAGAAAAACAUCCUGCACAUCAUGGUGAAGGUGGUGAAGGGCCACCGCCCGGAGCUGCCGCCCGUCUGCAGAGCCAGGCCGCGGGCCUGCAGCCACCUGCUGCGCCUCAUGCAGCGAUGCUGGCACGGCGACCCCCGCGAGCGGCCCACCUUCCAAGAAAUCACUUCGGAGACGGAGGACCUGUGUGAGAAACCCGACGAGGAGGUGAAAGAGGCAACUCAGGACCUGGAUGUAAAAGACCCUCCGGAGCCCAAGACGGAGGCGCCUGUGUCCACACCCCUCAAGCGAGCCUCGGCCCCGGCCUUCGACAAGGACUACAGCCUCUCCGAGCUGCUGUCCCAGCUGGACUCUGGCAUCUCCCAGACGCUUGAGGGCCCGGACGAGCUCAGCCGCAGCUCCUCCGAAUCCAAACUCCCAUCGGCGGACAGUGGCAAGCGGCUGUCGGGCGUGUCCUCCGUCGAUUCUGCCUUCUCCUCCAGAGGGUCCUUGUCCCUGUCUUUCGAGCGGGAGCCUUCCACGGGCGAUCUUGGCACGACCGACAUCCAGAAGAGGAAGCUGGUGGAGGCCAUCGUGACUGGGGACACCAGCCGGCUGAUGAAGAUCCUGCAGCCGCAGGACGUGGACCUGGUGCUGGAGGGCGGCGCCAGCCUGCUGCACCUGGCCGUGGAGGCCGGGCAGGAGGAGUGCGUCAAGUGGCUCCUCCUCAACAACGCCAACCCCAACCUGACCAACAGGAAGGGCUCCACCCCACUGCACCUGGCCGUGGAGAAGAGGGUGCGGGGCGUCGUGGAGCUCCUGCUGGCCCGGAAGAUCAGCGUCAACGCCACGGACGAGGACCAGUGGACGGCCCUGCACUUCGCGGCCCAGAACGGGGACGAGUGCAGCACGCGGCUGCUGCUGGAGAAGAACGCCUCCAUCAACGAGGCCGACUGCGAGGGCCGCACGCCCAUGCACGUGGCCUACCUGCGCUCCGACGUCAACCUCUGCAACCUGCUCGAGCAGACGCCCCUGCACGUUGCCGCGGAGACCGGGCACACGAGCACCGCCAGGCUGCUCUUGCACCGGGGGGCCAGCAGGGAGGCAGUGACCGCGGAAGGCUGCACUGCCCUGCACCUGGCUUCUCGGAACGGGCACCUGGCGACCGUCAAGCUGCUGGUGGAGGAGAAGGCCAAUGUGCUGGCCCGGGGGCCCCGGAACCAGACGGUGCUGCACCUGGCUGCCGCCAGCGGGCACUCGGAGGUGGUGGAGGAGCUGGUCAGUGCUGACGUGCUCAACCUGUCCGAUGAGCAGGGGCUCAGCGCCUUGCACCUGGCCGCCCGGGGCAGACACGCCAAGACGGUGGAGACGCUGCUCAAGCAUGGGGCGCACGUCAACCUGCAGAGCCUCAAGUUCCAGGGCAGCCACAGCCCGGCCGCCACGCUGCUCCGGCGAAGCAAGACCUAGUUUGCUGGCCUCGGAGACCGGGGCCCGUGUGGGGUUUCUGUGCCGUUGUCGUGUUCCGCGGUGGGGACAGGCUGAUGCUGUGCAUGCGGGUCAGCAACCCUCCCCUGGUUGAUGGGCUGGCGGCACUUUGACCAAACAGGCCGUCAGGAAGCGGCUGACUCUUGAUUCGUGCCGGAGUCAGUGUGGGCGGGUUACCCUCCAAAUGAAGGUGUUCGAAGGUGCUGAUCCAUCCGCCCAUCGGUGUGCCGGUGUCAGAGGGACGAUGGGUUGAAAUCAUUUCGUUGUACUCUUGCUCAGGAGGUCGGCCAGCCUCAGGAUGUGGGGCGGGAGGAGCCGCGUCUUCCAUCUUCAUUGGCAGCGGCGGACGAGGCCACCUGUUUCAGAAGGCUUUCGUGGAAUCCUUGUUUUAUGGGACAUUGUCACUACAUAACACAGUGUCAGCUGUUGCUUUAAACCUUUGGAAAAAUGUUCAUGUCCUUAGGUGGUCUGGUCUGUGAGCAAUGUGUGUGAAGUGAUAAGGCUGGUGUUGAACGGCACCGUGGCCGUGUCCGCUCUGCCCGGCUCGGGGUGUUCUCAACCCGGCCUUGUGGCGACCACAUGCCUCCCAGCAGCUGAUGGCUCUCAUUCAUUUCCUGUUGCAUAAAGUGUGUUUCGAACUCUAGAGCCAAAUGGGCAAGAGUCAUUUAAAAGUUCACUUGUAACCUCA
Myotis davidii is the source of this 2812-nucleotide messenger RNA. RefSeq names its product receptor interacting serine/threonine kinase 4 (gene RIPK4). Gene Ontology annotation, molecular function: protein binding; ATP binding; protein kinase activity. NCBI's taxonomy places the organism in Eukaryota, Metazoa, Chordata, Mammalia, Chiroptera, Vespertilionidae. The record is from RefSeq and is a predicted model, not a curated record. The annotation marks the transcript as partial. The transcript is spliced from 9 exons. Gene Ontology annotation, biological process: protein phosphorylation. Gene Ontology annotation, cellular component: cytoplasm.